GAUGGAAACUAGAGAAACGUCACAAACAAAAAAUUCAAAAGGUGGAUAUUUUCCAUGGACACUCCAAGAGAGUCAACUUUUGAAACGUUUAAUCGUUGAUGGUAUCAAACGAGGAUGGCAUGAUUCAAAUGGUUCCAUAAGCAAAUCAAUGGUGGAGACAAAGAUAUUGCCGAUUCUAAAUAUAACAACUUGGAUACAAGAAGACAUACAACUAAUACCAAAGGGAAACAAUGCAUUUGGUCUUGGAUUUGGAUUAGGCAUUGAUGCAAUUGCUGAAAUGAGUCAACUUUUGAAACGUUUAAUCGUUGAUGGUAUCAAACAAGGAUGGCAUGAUUCAAAUGGUUCCAUAAGCAAAUCAAUGGUGGAGACGAAGAUAUUGCCGAUUCUAAAUAUAACAACUUGGAUACAAGAAGACAUACAACCAAUACGUAAAUCGAAUGAAAUCUUUGAAAAAAAAAUAUCAAAGUUAUGCAAAACUUUUCCGAUGGACAUCCAAAUCAUCAAUACAUGCGGAAUAACACUUUUGAUAAUUUUGAAGAUUUACAAAUCAUUUUUUGAAAAUGCUAUAGCAAAGGGAAACAAUGCAUUUGGUCUUGGAUUUGGAUUAGGCAUUGAUGCAAUUGCUGAAAUUUUUGAAGUUGAAACUAAUGUUCAAGAAAGAGAAGAUGUGGAGAAUGUCACCGAGACUGAAAUAGUC
Messenger RNA from Thlaspi arvense, 697 nucleotides. Lineage: Eukaryota; Viridiplantae; Streptophyta; Magnoliopsida; Brassicales; Brassicaceae. The record is from the annotation of a GenBank genome assembly.